AUGGCGAAGAAUCUCGAAACCAGACCGUCCGUUUCGGAUCUGGAGGAGGACAAUCGCUGGGUGGCUCUUGCGCAGAAGCAUUGGUUGAAGCAGAGCAAAAUUCGCAAGAUCAAACAAGAUGUUAUCAAGAACGAGAUCUGGGAUCCGUUGGAAGCUGAAGGAUUUACUGCCCGCUCGCUGUUAACGCUGGAAAAUUUGAAUAUCCUGGAAAAGUAUCUUUGGCCCACCUAUACCGAAGAUGCGUCAAACCAUCACGUUCUACUUAUCGCCGUGAUUGUGGGAAUUAAAAAGGGAGAACAUCUGCCAAUUUGGGAGCACUUUGCCGAUCGCCCUGACAGCUUCUCCAAUCUUUUCCAUCGCAUCCUUUCUCUGAGUUUGGACACAUCGCUUUCCACUUUCUCAAGGCUUUCAGCUCUGUCCUUCAUCAUCAGCGGCUUUCAAUCUCUCGAGAAUGGUUUGAUCAGGAAGGAAUGCGCGCCUCUAGUAUCUAUUUCCAUCUGGCACAACCUUUCGAGCGAGACCACAAGGAAUCAGACAUUGGAAAAGGCGCCAAUGUUGAAGAAGGCAUGGCGCGCAGCAGCUAAGAGAUACGAAGCAGCCGAUGAGUCGAUGAAGGCAAAGAUUCGAUUCGAGAGGGCAUGGCUUUACACUUUGAUCUUGGAUUUUCUCCAGAGAGUCAGUACGCCAGAUCAAGCCCAAGCUGACAACAUUCGAUACUGCGAACGAUUUCUUGAACUACUUGUGGAUCUAAAUAGCCAAUUACCAACAAGGAGAUACGUCAACACUCUGCUGCAAGACCUCAAUAUUCUGGCGGUGAUUCGACUUUCGGAGCUUUACAAAAACCCAAAUAAUUCCUUGAUACGUGACUUCUUCGCGUUGUUGCACCAUUUCAUGAACUUUGCCAUCGAUGACUACACUGGUGAACCUCUAUCUAUACAAGCGACAUAUGAUAUUCAUUGUCAACGUCUGGCUCGGCUGCAAAGGACGGCGAUCAAGCAUUUCAAGGAUAAACUCACCAUUCUAGCUUUGUCUAAUUACGGGUCUAUCGAGCAACGUUCAGAACUAGAAGGUAGUUUGUCCAUGUUGAAUGAUACAGAACUCGAGGGUCUCUGCGCCCGUCUUGGGUUCAGGACCAGCUAUCCUAAGCAGUCUCAUGUGACGGCUCAUCGCCAAUUGUAUCUCGAAAUCUUGGUGUCUUACUUCGAAAACAAACCAUCUUUCCAAGAAUCAGCUGGUAAGCUCUGUAUUUUACCGACAGAAGAGAGCCUCUAUGAGCCGGCUUUGCUACGAAACGAAACCUAUGACGGAUCACGGCCGCUUGCUAUACCUAAGCUUAAUCUUCAGUAUCUCAGCCUGGGCGACUUCUUAUGGCGGUCAUUUAUGUUGUAUCGAUCAGAAGCUUUCUUCUCCAUUCGCAAGGACCUUGAGGCUGUAAUGAAACGCUUACAGCCGAGGAUCAACAAAUCAACUCGCGAGGUCGUGUUUGAUGGUUUCACUAAGAUGGCUAUUCCCAUUUCCAAACCCGCAAUCAUUGAAGUCGCGCAACCUAAGGUAGGAUCCUCCAAGCCUGCCUUUGUUCGUGCCGAAAUCACUCUGGAAGUAGGCCGGCUGGCGGACAACAUACGAAAAGAGUGGGAAGCUUUACGACCAGACGAUACUGUGUUCCUCCUCGCAAUUACUUCCCCAGCGGCUUCGACGACCUUGAAUCUGACAGACAAGCCUUCUCUCACUUACGUUCGUACGGCUGAUGUCGUACAAGUCUUGGAUGAAAAUGGUCGUGUUUUGCGCGAGCCUCAAAACCAGUCGGAAAAUGGAUUUUCCCGGCGACCCCGGAUCAGGAGACUGCUAUUGAAUCUUGAUGCUGAUGCUUUUCAAGCAGAUCAAGAUCGACAAGCUCAGGGGAAACGAGAAGUUUACCCAAUGAUCAACGUCAUUGUAAGAAGAAAGGGAAGAGAAAACAAUUUCAAAUCAAUGUUACAAACGAUGCAACAACUCAUCACAUCAGAUAUUGCAUUACCAUCUUGGCUUCAGGAGAUAUUCCUUGGUUAUGGCGAUCCUGCUAGUGCCCGUUAUACUGAGCUUCCAAAUCGAGUCAAGUCAAUCGAUUUCCGCGAUACUUUUCUGGAUUGGCAACAUUUGGUAGAGAGCUUUCCUGGCAAGACAAUUGAGCCUUCAAGCAAAGAGUCCUCAAGCUUUGGGCCUCCAUACGUUCUACAGAUGGUAGAUGAGCCCCAUGAUCAGAGUGCAGGAAACACUUCAAAGAAACGCCGACGCGGCCAAGUGGAGACACAGGCAGAGUCUAGCUCUAUUCACGUGUCAACGUACAAACCUCCUAACCCCGGGCCAUAUCCCGUGGAUGCUCCUAAACUUAAUACAAUCCGAUAUACGCCCGCACAAGUCGAAGCAAUCACAUCCGGGACACAGCCCGGUUUGUCUGUCGUAGUUGGACCUCCUGGUACAGGAAAGACGGACGUGGCAACACAGAUCAUAAACCUCAUUUAUCAUAAUUUCCCUUCCGAACGUACCCUUUUGAUUGCACACAGCAAUCAGGCUUUGAAUCAACUCUUUCAAAAGAUCGUCUCUCUCGAUAUUGAUCAGCGUCAUCUCCUACGAUUAGGUCAUGGCGAGGAGGAGCUGGAGACAGAGACCAGUUACAGCAAAUAUGGACGGGUUGAAUCUUUCCUCGAGAACCGCACACAUUUAUUGGCCGAAGUUGAUCGACUGGCAGCUUCAAUCGGGGCUUUAGGCGCACAUGGCAGCUCGUGUGAGACAGCGGAAUAUUUCGACACCGUUUACAUCCAACCAGCAUGGACAAAGUUCUGGGAUAAGGCACACUCAGAGUCGGCUUCCGUAGAAGAUAUUGCGGUUACCUUCCCAUUUCACGCCUAUUUCUCAAAUGCGCCAAAUCCAUUGUUUACUCCGGGAAGCUCCAAGGAUGAUGUUCUUGAUGCUGCAGCCGGAGCACAGAGACAUAUCGAUAAGAUCUUCUCGGAAUUGGCAGACAUUCGUCCUUUUGAGAUCCUGAGACAACCUCGGGACCGCGCUAAUUACCUACUCAUCAAAGAAGCCAGGAUCAUUGCAAUGACUUCGACCCAUGCAGCUAUGCGUCGACAAGAAAUUGCCGACUUGGGUUUCCGUUACGACAAUGUCGUUAUGGAAGAGGCAGCACAGAUUACCGAAAUCGAAACUUUUAUCCCCCUCGCAUUGCAGAACAUGGAAGAUGGUCAACUACCAUUGAAGCGGGUCGUGCUGUGUGGUGAUCAUUACCAGAAUUCACCUAUCGUGCAGAAUCUUGCAUUCAGACAAUAUGCCAACUUUGAACAAAGUCUUUUCCUUAGGCUUGUACGAUUAGGCGUGCCCACAGUCACACUCGACCAACAAGGCCGAGCACGGCCCGACAUAGCUGAUCUGUUCAAAUGGCGGUAUAAGAGUCUAGGUCACCUGCCUCAACUCGAACAAGCUCCAGAAUAUAGACAAGCAAAUUCAGGGUUCGCAUUUGACUACCAAUUCAUCAACGUUGACGACUAUCAAGGCACUGGGGAAAGAGAACCAGCGCCCCAUUUUAUACAAAAUCUUGGAGAAGCAGAAUACGCUGUGGCCUUAUAUCAGUACAUGCGACUUCUUGGAUACCCAGCUUCCAAGAUUACUAUUCUUACUACAUACGCGGGACAAAGAGCUCUUAUAAGGGAUAUUCUAAAUCAUCGCUGUGCGAAAAUUCCGAUAUUCGGCAUGCCUCGGAUGGUCACGACCGUUGAUAAAUAUCAAGGCGAGCAAAACGAUUAUGUGAUCCUUUCUUUAGUUCGUACGCGAACGGUUGGUUAUCUACGGGAUGUUCGCCGCCUUACCGUUGCAUUGUCGCGGGCUCGACUGGGCUUGUACAUUCUCGGACGCCAAGAUAUCUUCGCGUCAUGUUAUGAACUUAAGCCAGCCUUUGACUUACUCGCCAAGCGUCCCAAUAAGUUGAUGCUCGUUCCUGGAGAGAUGUAUCCUACAAAGCGGCUGCAGGCGGAUAAUGUGGAGGGCACGCCGAUGGAGAACCUUGAGCAUAUAGGUCAAUAUGUCUUCGAAAUGACACAGGCGAAGUUGAAAGCAAUAGGCGACGUAAACGUUGCUAUCCCCACCGAAUUUCCAGAUGGCGAUGUCGAGGAAAUGGAUGAGGAUGAGGUCAUGGUGGGCGGGGCUGAUGACGACGAAGAUUUGACUGUCCAACAACGUGUAUAA
Messenger RNA from Talaromyces marneffei, 4221 nucleotides. RefSeq lists its product as uncharacterized. The transcript has 4 exons. The record is from RefSeq and is a predicted model, not a curated record. NCBI's taxonomy places the organism in Eukaryota, Fungi, Ascomycota, Eurotiomycetes, Eurotiales, Trichocomaceae. Gene Ontology annotation, molecular function: helicase activity; mRNA binding. The coding region runs from base 1 to 4221 and encodes 1406 amino acids. Gene Ontology annotation, cellular component: catalytic step 2 spliceosome. Gene Ontology annotation, biological process: mRNA splicing, via spliceosome.